AGUGUAUUGCGUACCUGAGUCGUGGAUCAAGUGUGGAUUGUGAAUUACACCGUUGCCAAAUCCACCUUUUUUUACUGCCAGUAAACAAUGGAACGCGAUGGAACAUGAGAAUGAGUGGAUCACCGUGGCUUUGGGUUUGCUGAGUAUCUGGGAUGUCUGUGUAUAAAUCAGGCAGCUGCUACUACACUGUAUUGCUAUACUGCUAGAGUGAAAUUUUUUCCUGUUCUGCUGCUCCAUUUGUAUCUUAUUACCGUACUCUCGGAGAAGGUGUCCGGUACUUUUUUUCGAUCCCCAAGUCAUCCGGAUAAAUCGCCAAAAUGGUUUUGGCAGAUUUGGGACGGAAAAUAACAUCCGCGCUGCGCUCGUUGAGCCAUGCGACGAUCAUCAAUGAGGAGGUGCUCAAUUCUAUGCUCAAGGAGAUAUGCGCGGCGUUACUUGAGUCCGACGUUAAUAUUAGAUUAGUCAAAAAUUUGAGGGAAAAUGUACGGUCAGUCAUUGAUUUUGACGACAUGGCUGGUGGUCUCAACAAGAGACGGAUGAUACAGAGUGCUGUAUUCAAAGAGCUUGUCAAGCUUAUAGAUCCUGGAGUCAAGGCGUACCAACCAGUAAAAGGAAGACCAAAUGUUAUUAUGUUUGUCGGUCUGCAGGGUUCUGGUAAAACUACAACUUGUACAAAAUUAGCCUACCAUUAUUUGAAGAAGAACUGGAAAGCUUGUCUAGUCUGUGCUGACACAUUCCGUGCUGGAGCUUACGAUCAAAUUAAACAAAAUGCCACAAAAGCCAGGAUUCCAUUUUAUGGAAGUUAUACAGAAGUUGAUCCUGUUGUUAUUGCUCAGGAAGGUGUGGACAUGUUCAUAAAAGAAGGGUAUGAAAUAAUCAUUGUAGAUACUAGUGGAAGACAUAAACAAGAGGAAUCCUUGUUUGAAGAAAUGUUGCAAGUGUCCAACGCAGUUCAACCAGAUAAUAUUAUAUUCGUGAUGGAUGCCACUAUAGGUCAAGCUUGUGAAGCUCAAGCAAAAGCCUUUAAAGAACGUGUAAAUGUUGGUUCCAUCAUUAUUACUAAAUUGGAUGGCCAUGCUAAGGGUGGUGGUGCACUAUCAGCAGUUGCUGCUACACAGAGUCCAGUCAUUUUUGUGGGUACAGGAGAACACAUAGAUGAUCUGGAACCCUUUAAAACAAAACCAUUCAUCAGUAAACUCCUGGGUAUGGGCGACAUUGAAGGUCUUAUUGAUAAAGUUAAUGAGUUGAAUUUGGAUGAUAACGAAGAAUUAUUGGAAAAAAUUAAACACGGCCAAUUUACGUUACGUGAUAUGUAUGAACAAUUCCAAAAUAUCAUGAAAAUGGGUCCUUUCUCACAAAUUAUGGGUAUGAUACCUGGAUUCAGUCAAGAUUUCAUGUCAAAAGGAACUGAACAGGAAUCAAUGGCUAGGUUGAAAAAGCUGAUGACCAUAAUGGACAGUAUGAAUGACUCAGAAUUGGACAGCAGAGACGGUGCUAAAUUAUUUAGUAAACAGCCCGGUAGAAUCGUCAGAGUAGCUCGUGGUUCUGGAGUAACGGAAAAGGACGUGAAAGACUUAAUAGCUCAGUACACGAAGUUCGCUGCGGUCGUGAAAAAGAUGGGUGGAAUCAAGGGCCUGUUCAAGGGUGGUGAUAUGACAAAGAAUGUCAACCCUGCUCAAAUGGCAAAAUUGAAUCAGCAAAUGGCAAAGAUGAUGGAUCCUCGUGUACUUCAUCAAAUGGGUGGAAUGUCUGGACUGCAAAAUAUGAUGAGACAACUGCAACAAGGAGCUGCUGGAGGCUUGAGUAAUUUGAUGGGUGGUUUUGGAGGUCAAUCUUAAAAAAAAACUUAAAUGUGCGUGAUUAAAAUUACGACUAUUUUUAUUUUUCGUUGUGAAAAAGGGAAAUUAAAAAAAUUAUGAUGAUUGUUUUUUAUACAUCGUAAAUUAAGAGUUGAAAAUUUUUACAAUAUUGGUACAGAAUUUUUGAAGAAAACUAUAUAUAUAUACUUCACAGCAUUAAUUACUGUGUGUCUAUGGAUUUGGUCUUAUACAAGCUUUCAAAGUGUCCCUGACAUCUCUUUUCAGCAUACCAAUUGUUGUUUACAAUAAUGUGCUUCCUGCUUUCAAUACAAUGAAGUGAAAAUUUUAAAAUCUAUGUUAAAUAAAUUGAGUAUGGAUGUUCAAGUAUGAAUGAUGUAUGUAUGUACACAUGUCUAUCAGAGUAAGAAGUAAGAGAAUAUGUAAAAAUUUAAUAUACAGAAAUGAAAUAUACAUAUAUAUGUAAGACCAGGACCAUUGUUUUAGAAAAAUGAUUUAAAUGUCUUUAAAAAUGCGUUUUCUUUUAUACAGCAAUUUAAAAUUUUUUUGUCUAGUACAUAGCUCUCGUGCGGUAUCAGCUGAUUUUGACGUCAUACAUACAGUGUACAUAUAUAUAUAUACGUUAUGUAUAUAUAACGUUAAAAACAUAACCUACAAAGUUCUAAUACCCCAGAAGUUCGAAAUCUAAUAUUGUGUGAUAAAUUACUUACAUAUUCAG
Messenger RNA from Nasonia vitripennis (jewel wasp), 2535 nucleotides. It is a transcript of the gene Srp54k, whose product is annotated as signal recognition particle 54 kDa protein. The record is from RefSeq and is a predicted model, not a curated record. NCBI's taxonomy places the organism in Eukaryota, Metazoa, Arthropoda, Insecta, Hymenoptera, Pteromalidae. Gene Ontology annotation, molecular function: GTPase activity; ATP hydrolysis activity; 7S RNA binding. The transcript has 9 exons. Gene Ontology annotation, biological process: SRP-dependent cotranslational protein targeting to membrane, translocation; SRP-dependent cotranslational protein targeting to membrane. The coding region runs from base 318 to 1838 and encodes 506 amino acids. Gene Ontology annotation, cellular component: cytosol; signal recognition particle, endoplasmic reticulum targeting.